Candidula unifasciata is the source of this 891-nucleotide messenger RNA. The record is from the annotation of a GenBank genome assembly. NCBI's taxonomy places the organism in Eukaryota, Metazoa, Mollusca, Gastropoda, Stylommatophora, Geomitridae.
AUGGAGUCUGAGAGACCGUGUUGUUAUACCGAGUGUUGCGACGCAGAAACAUCCUGGGACCAGUACGGCAUGAGAAUCAAAUGGACAGAACCAGCCGUGUCAGGAAAGAGCAAAGUCGCUAUGCUGGAUCCUUUAGUUAUAAAGCUGUGCCUUGAAUGCAAGAAACCAAUUCCGUUGAGGAACGUCAGUGCUUGGGCAUGGACUCAUAUAUUCCACCAGGAUAACACAGAGGGCAUCUUCAGAGAAAUAAAACUGGCAUAUAACCCAAAAUCUCGGAAAUGGGACGACUGGGGCGUGACCACUUACGAGUUUUUCGCCAUUAUAUACCCAACUCAUAGCGCAUAUUUCAGGCUGACCUACAACGUCAAGUACGAGAAGCUGAUGAUCUGGGCCAAUGUGUUCCAGGCGGACCACAUUCUAACUGUGCUGGCACCUCGGGACGUGAACAUCUGGACCAAGUCACCCAGGUACUCACAGAUAACUAGGAAUAUAUACCUGGGCAAUUAUCUGGCCGUGAUUCUGGCCGAAGAGAACGGAUUUGACGCUGUGCUCAAUCUUCAUGUGGAAACGGAUGAACGUGCUGGGGAGGACCCUAAAAUUAAAGUCUUCAAGUCCUCGGAAGUUAAAUCUGGAUCCGGCAAUGAAAUUGAUGGUCAGCAGCUCAAGGAACUGGUGCAGUGGCUAAUGGAAGUCAACAUGAACUGUUACAGAAUUCUUGUAGGAGAUCAUGAAGGUUUGGGACGAGCAGGGUCUGUCAUUGUGGCUUACAUCUUCGCCAACAACCGAAAUCUCACUUUCGAUGAAGCCUACAAUUACGUCAAGACUCGAACUUAUGUCUUUUGCCACAAAGGGCUGAAGGAAACCCUCUAUCAGCUUUAUCCAAGAGACUGA